GCUGCUACGCAAACGCAACACGUCUAAGCUUAACAAGCAUGAUGGAUCUGGCGGCCUACAUCGCCAUUCUCUCCUUAGUCUUCCUCUUCCUCCUACGCCGCGUCCAUGGUCUCGCCAGACGCGACGGCAAGAGCAGGAGCAUGCGGCGGCCGCCGCCGAGCCCUCCAGGCGCCGUCCCCUUCCUCGGCCACCUCCACCUGAUCAAGAAGCCGUUCCACGCCACGCUGUCCGGCCUCGCGCAGCGCCACGGGCCGGUCUUCACGCUGCGCCUGGGCUCCCGCGACGCCGCGGUGGUGACGUCCCCGGCGUGCGCGCGGGAGUGCUUCACGGAGCACGACGUGACGUUCGCCAACCGCUCGCUGCUGCCCUCGCAGAGGCUCGUGACCUUCGACGGCGCCGCGCUCGGCACGGCCAGCUACGGGCCGCGCUGGCGCGACCUCCGCCGCGUCGCCGUGGUGCAGCUCCUCUCGGCGCACCGCGUCGGCUGCAUGUCGGGCGUCAUCUGCGGCGAGGUGCGCGCCAUGGUGCGGCGCCUGCACCGCGCGGCUGCCGCGGCCGCGGGCGCCGGCGCGCGGGUCGAGCUGAAGCGCAGGCUGUUCGAGCUCUCGCUCAGCGUCCUCAUGGAGGCCAUCGCGGAGACCAAGGCGGCGCGCCGGGACCCGGAGCCGGAGCCAGACGCGGACGGCACCACCGACAUGUCGCCGGAAGCGCAGGAGUUCAAGCGGGUCAUCGACGAGGUCUUCCCGUACGUCAGCUCGGUGCUGUGGGACUACCUGCCGGUGCUGCGGUGGUUCGACGUGGCCGGCGUGAGGAGCAGGAUCCUGGCCGCGGUGAGCAGGAGGGACGCGUUUCUGCGGCGGCUGAUCGACGCGGAGCGGCGGAGGAUGGCCGACGGCGUCUGCGGCGAGAAGAAGAGCUUGAUCGCCGUGCUGCUCGCCCUGCAGAAGCUGGAGCCGGAGGUUUACACCGACACCGUGAUCACGGCUUUCUGUUCGAACCUAUUUGGAGCUGGAACAGAGACGACCUCGACCACCGUCGAAUGGGCCAUGUCGCUGCUGCUGAACAAUCCAGGGACACUCGAGAAGGCACGAGAAGAGAUCGACGCCGCCGUGGGGCACUCCCGCUUGCUCAACGCGGGCGACCUGCCGCGUCUCGGCUACCUCAGGUGCAUCAUCGCCGAGACGCUGCGCCUGUACCCCGCCGCGCCGCUGCUGCUCCCGCACGAGUCGUCGGCAGACUGCAAGGUCGGCGGCUACGACGUCCCGCGCGGCACGGCGCUGCUGGUGAACGUGUACGCGAUCCACAGGGACCCGGCUGUGUGGGAGGAGCCGGGCAGGUUCGUGCCGGAGCGGUUCGAGGGCGGGAAAGCCGAGGGGCUGUUCGUGGCGCCGUUUGGGAUGGGGCGGCGCAAGUGCCCCGGAGAGAGGCUCGCGCUGCAGACGGUUGGGGUGGCGCUGGGGUCCCUCAUCCAGUGCUUCCACUGGAGCAGAGUCGAUGGCGUGGAGGUUGACAUGAGCGAGGGCAGCGGACUGACGAUGCCCAAGGCUGUUCCGCUGGAGGCUUUGUGUACGACUCGUGAGGCUAUGUAUGACGUUCUUCAGAAGCUCUGAUAGGACAUUCACGGAGUGCGCACUCGUGAGCAUGUUCAGGUCAACAAAUGUAAGACGUUUUAUAGACUGGUAGACAGAGAGAAUAAGAAGAGGGGGAAAAAGGGCUAAGGAAUGGUCUAAUUCAAACGUGACAUGACAAUCA
This is a messenger RNA of Zea mays, 1752 nucleotides long. Its product is annotated as cytochrome P450 81Q32. NCBI's taxonomy places the organism in Eukaryota, Viridiplantae, Streptophyta, Magnoliopsida, Poales, Poaceae. Bases 39 to 1610 code for a protein of 523 amino acids. The transcript is spliced from 2 exons. The record is from RefSeq and is a predicted model, not a curated record. Gene Ontology annotation, molecular function: iron ion binding; oxidoreductase activity, acting on paired donors, with incorporation or reduction of molecular oxygen; monooxygenase activity.